UUUUAGUGAAUACUCUUGAUGAAAUCGUUUUGCUUUGCGAGAGAAACGACAAUAGUCGCUAUUUCCGCUCCAAUCAGUAAAUAAAGAGAAUUUUGGGGAAAGCAAGAAGACCAAAAGAUGUCGACGGCAGCAAUGGAAUAUGAGGACGGAUCAUCGUCGUCGGAAGAGGAGGAGGAUGUGAAAAAGGAGGUACGGAAAGAACAUUACUCCUCCACCCAUAAGAUACUCUUGGUCGGCGAAGGCGAUUUCUCCUUCUCUCUGUGCUUGGCCAGAGCUUUUGGCUCCGCCCGCAACAUCGUCGCCACCACCGUCGACACCCACCAGGAGCUGGCAAAAAAGUACAGCAACGCAAUCGAGAAUCUAAUAGAGCUUCAGCAAAGAGGCUGCGUGGUAGUCUGUGGGGUGGACGCAACCACCAUGAGCCACCACUUUUUUCUCACCACUCAGCGUUUCCAUCGCAUCGUCUAUAAUUUCCCCCAUGUUGGGUUCGCCUUCCCUGAAGGCAAUGGCUGCCAAAUCAUGUUGAACAAGGAGUUGGUGAAAGGGUUUCUUAUGAAUGCAAAAGUGCUUCUGAAAAAGGAGAAUGGUGAGAUCCACGUGACUCAUAAGAUUGGUGAGCCUUAUGACAAGUGGGAUUUGGUUAAAGAGGCUGAGAAGAUCGGUUUGGUUUUUUGCAAGGCCAAGCCGUUUUUCAAAAACAAGUAUCCUGGAUAUGCACAGAAGAGGGCACAUGGUAGCGCUCCAGAUGAACCUUUCAACAUAGGAGAAAGCAAAACUUUCAUGUUCAGGCUCAGUGGAUGAUAUGCUAGAUGCUCCAACUUUAGGAAAAUAAGAUUGCUUUGGUGUAUGAUGUUCAUAUUCUAGUCUUAAUGAAGUGUGU
Molecule: messenger RNA, 880 nt
Organism: Lactuca virosa
Lineage: Eukaryota; Viridiplantae; Streptophyta; Magnoliopsida; Asterales; Asteraceae
Source: the annotation of a GenBank genome assembly